GGGGGCCAGCGGGGGCCAGGCCCCCUCAAAACUAGGAGAGGGGGGGCCAAAGUAUAGUUUGGCCCCCCGAAUAUUUUGGAAAAGAGAUAUAAAUUGCAGUCUAAUAUAACAUUUACUUAGCAUCAUAUAAUUCUUUUCAACCUGAUUUCUGAUUUGCAUUUGGCCUUCCCUUGUAUUCUGACUAAAAAUGUCUCUUUCCGUAGUGUGAGUACUGAAAUCUGUACGCGCCACGCCAAGAAUUGUUUACAUUUUAUAAAAAUAAUAUAUCAUUGAGCGCAAUCACUACAGUUCCGGUUUGAGCGUCUGCAAAAUCAAUGUAGGCCUAACUAUUAAGCCUGUUUACGCAUGUAAACGUUAUGUAUUUUUUUGUUUUUCAUUGACUCUCAAGGGAAAUGAUAUUUCCACAACUUUAUACCACAAUUAGACAAAUGCAGUGCUAAUUGAUUGUAUGUCCAGGGCUUCAACAGAAGAAUGUAAAAAAAUGGCACACUUAAUUAGAACAAUACAUAAUAUGACUGAUUAAGACAGUUCAGUGCCUAGUCGUAUGUGUAUCAUCAGAAUAACUCAAUGAUUGCUAAAACAUAAAGGUUUGGGGGGCCUAUGGCCAAAUUAAUCCCUGUACAAGGCUUUGAGUCUUUGUCACGAAUAAUGCACAGAGGAUACCUUGCCGCUAACCCUCUCCCCCCCCCCCCACAAACCGCCGGUCGAAAAGGUUUGCCCCCCCCCCCCCCCAAGUUAAACUCGCUCCUACGCCCAUGCUACGCCAUUCGAAAGAUCUCCGGGAGUGGUAUCAGUAUGACCUUUUUGGAAAUUUUAAGAAUUUUAUGACAAAAUGUAUAAAAAUGUGCAAAAUUAACAUUUUCUGUAAUUGGAUGACAUGUAUGAAAUCAAAGAUUGCAUCCAUCGUGUCCCUGCUGAGCUCCGACUUCGGAAGAUCUCCGUACACCUUGUAUGCACCAACUUAUUUUAUGGAUCAAACCAAGGACGUCAUUAUUGGUUCGAUGUCAAAGGUCAGUUUUUAUGAAGAGAAAUAAGAAUGCCAAAGUUACGGAAUCCACGAGUUGUAAAAAUAUUUUUCUCCUCGCCUUUCGGUGGUAUGGAAGAGGAACGUGAAGAACUGACAAGGCGCUACUUUCCAUCUAUCCAUCACCUUUGUAAUUCUUACGGGUUGCAAUUUGCUGCUGUAGAUAUGCGAUGGGGAAUCACUUCAGAGUCAUCUGAUAAUGCACAAGUAAUUAGUAUCUGUCUGCGGGAGAUUGACAGAUCCGAUAUGUUUAUAGGAUUCUUUGGACAGAGAUAUGGCUGGCACGGUGCUGAUGAUACAGGAUUACAAAAGAAUUUUGACAAUGCUUUGACACUUUAUCCUUGGUUGGAACAGUUUAGGGACAAAAGUGUAACCGAGUUAGAAUUUCUGCAUGGAUUCCUAAAUGAGCCUGGCCAUCUUCCAGCAGCUAUUUUCUUUAGAGAUAAUCAUUAUGAUGACAUGAUACGAGAAGAGGGAGCACAGAAGGGAGACAAGAAACAAGUGUUUAAAUAUUCUGCAGAGAGUGAACUAUCUACCAAACUGAUGGAUGACCUCAAACAGAGAGUUUGGCAACAUAGAGAGGAGAGUCUUGGGGUCCAUAUGGAUUAUAAAACACCCACAGAAGCAGCAAAAAUAAUGUAUGAUACAAUCAUGUCAUACUUGAAAGAUAGCCUGCUAGCUGAUCUAGACACAGAGAAGAGGACAGCAAGAGAGGAGUUACUCGGUCAGCAUGAUGCAUUCCUCUCUAGUAGAUGUAACAUCUUUGUACAUGGAGAGAUAUACAUGCAGCAGCUGAAUAAACAACUUCUCUCAGAGCAAGGUCAGAAUGUGCUGGUUAUAGGAAAGGCUGGAAGUGGGAAAUCAGCUUUGUUAUGUAACUGGAUAUCAGCCCUUCAACAAGAUAACAAUAACUACACAAUUGUUUAUCAUUUCAUUGGCUUUGCUGAUGGCAGUGCAGAUGUGAACAGUAUGUUAUCAAGACUAACUGAAGAGUUUGAAUACAUUUUGUCCAAAAUGAUGGAUGGCUCCACACAUACUCGGGAUGAUCCAGAAAGCAUACCAGGCAGUGACGUUGACAAUGACGCAGAGAAAACUCGGCAACUUGUCCAGAGAUUGCUCUCUGUCUUAGAUAAACUCAUCUCACUAGGAAAAACACCCAUCCUAGUCCUUGAUGGGUUAGAUAAAAUCAUAAAAACAAGUAAUAUCAAAAAGGUGUUGUUUUGGUUGCCGACACACUUCCCAGCAUCAGCAAGAGUUGUUUUGUCCACUUUGGAGUCUGACAUUCAAAACAUUGAUGAACUACGAAAUAGAAACUACCUCAUGGUUCAUAUAGAUCCACUGCCUAAUGAAUUUAAACAUGAUAUGUGUGUGAAAAUAUUGAAAGAAACAGGAAAGGAAUUAUCUCCCCCUCAGUUAGAACGUAUUGUAGCUGCAGAUAUGACAAAGAACCCACUCUUUCUGAAAAUUACACUAUCUGAACUUGUAGCAUUUGGCUAUUUUAGACUGCUGGAUAAGAAAAUUGAUUCACUUAUCACAUCUGAAAGCAUUGAAGCUUUGUUCCAACAAGUCCUGACAAGACUUGAAGAGGAUUACAAUGUUGCUGAUUACCAGGAUAACCUUGUUGAACAGGUGAUGUCAAGUAUACAGCUAUCUAGUCAAGGUUUGUCUGAAACAGAAAUCAUGGACAUAUUUUCUAUACCAGAUCAUGUAUGGUCUCCACUUUACUUUGCAAUUGAGAAACUUGUUAUUAGCCAGUCAGGAAGAAUACAGUUUGGAUAUAAAGAACUAGGAGAAGCAGUUUGCAUGAAGUACCUAAAGAACCAAGAUAACAAGAAAUCCUACAUGAGGAAGCUUGUGGAAUACUUUACUGCUGAUCUAAAAAAGCUUGAUCAGUCAAACUGUGUGCAUGGACAACAUUUAACAGUGUGUCGACCAGCGUACGAGUUACCACAUUUGCUUCUUCAGCUUGGAGAUAUGGAACAAUUUAAAGAAUGUCUUUCAAAUUUCUUUGUGUUUUCACAUCUUGCAAGUAACAUCCCAUACCAGCUUGUACAGUUAUGGCGUCACACUGACUUGCUUGGAGAAGAUAUUGCAGACAGACUGUUAGCAUCUUUUGACAAACGUAUAUCAGAAAUCUAUCUCCUUCUGGAAAGCUGUGGUAUAUUGCAAAACUCUACAUCUCCAGGUGUUAGGCUUGUGCAGUUUUUACUGACUGUUGCAGAAGUUCUCAGUAUAGCUGGUCAUACUGAAGCUAAAAAGAAAGUUUUCCAACGAGCCAUCAGUAUUGUGGAAGAUGGUUUACAGGGAGGAAGAGUUGUAAAUCCUGAAGAGUGGAAAGAAACACUGUAUAAAAUGAAAUACAAGCUGGCCUGUAUUUACUGUGAAUCUUACCACACUGCGGAACUUGGUAUACAGCUACACAAGGAUCUUGUUAAACAUCAUGAAAGUCUGUUAGAAGAGAAUGGCCGGACACCUAAGUUACUGACAGAGCUUGGACAUGCAUUCCAUGGAAUAGGAGUUGGAUACUAUAACUUAGGACAAUAUAAUGAGGUUGAGAAGUAUACAAAAAAGUCAAUAGUGUACCAUGAAGAGUCUGGGAAUGCAUCUUUGGAUGACAUAGGUGCCUCAUGGGCUGCUCUAGCAAUGUGCUUAAUAAAGGAGAAUGAGUAUGAAAAGUCUCUGGAAUAUAUAGAAAAAGCUAUUGAGGCCUUUAAAACUCAUUUUUUUGGAGAAUACCCUACUGUGAUUGGUGAGAUGCUAACAAACAAGGCAAUCUGCCUCAGACAUCUAGGUAGAUUAGAAGAAGCGGAAUCAGUUUACCAGAGCUCACUUGAAUUGAAGAUUAAAGCUGUUGGAAGGGAACAUGUGACUGUUGCUAUGACUUACUCAAAUCUCUGCGCAUUAGAAGGUAUCCGUGGAAAUUAUGAUGCAUCUGCAGAACAUGCUAAACAAGCUUUAAAGAUAUAUGAGGCUGUUGGCGAGACUUGGGACAACCCAAAAUACAUUGGAGCCCUGGAAAAUCGCUUAUGUGCUCUUGUUUCAGCAAACAAUUUUGAAGAAGCAGACAAAGAUUUCAUGACCAUACUUAACUGGAGGUUAAAGGAUGGAAGUAUAGAUCACUGCUUGGGAAGUGUGUAUCAAGACAUGGGCAGGUAUUACCUACGAGCUGGGAUGUACGAGAAGGCCUACCAGGUUUUUCAUGCAUUGAUUGGUUCCAAGUUCAGACAAGAUGGUGACUGUGUGACAUAUCUCCUUCUAGAUAUAGCUUGUGGAAACUUACCACCUAAGUUUAGGGAUCAGCUGACUGAGGAAUAUACACUUACAUAUGGUGUAGAAUUAGCACCAGGAAAUGUAAGUCUAUUGAAACAAUUGGUCAUCUAUCACCUGAUUCCCAGCAAUAAUACAGAGGAGAUUUCUCGCAUUAUCAGCAAACAUCAUGACACCAUCAACCCUACUGGGGUAGAAGUUUAUCUCCAUACAUGUGAUUGGUGUGUGAACAGCGAGGGGCAGAUAAAUGAAGAAUGCCAGCAGGCAAUAUUAACGGAAGGUUUACUGAAGUACCCAGAUAACUUGGACCUUCAUAUGAAUUUGGCGAAGAGUUAUUGCAGGAUUGGUCAGCAAGGCCUUGCUUUGCCUCAUGCUCUGAAGGUUGCAGAACAGCAGCUGGAAAACCCAAAGUUACUACUGUUUACUGCCCACACAGCAGCACUGGCAGGGCAAUGUGACGUCUGCACCAAAUGGUGCUCACAUCUCUUGGAACAUUUCACAGAUGAAGAUAUAACAACCCCUGUACAUAAUAUCCUAAAGAAAAAUGAAGAGAUCAGAGAAUAUCUGAAACAAAAUGUGGACCAGUCUGCUGAUUGAGACAUGAGAACCGGACAAAUAGCAGAGAUCAGUCAGUGGCAGUUAUGUGGAACACCCGGCAAUAAACUGGGAUCUUAAAACAACCAAUUGUUUGCUUCUGGCAUACAAGAACUGACCGACACUUACUGGCUGAAAUUAAUAAUUUUUGAAGACUCGUAUCAGUUGAAGAAGAAAUGCAAUACCCUGAAGUUUCAGUUUUCCAUAUAAAAAUGCAUUUUCAUGCAUUCUAGCAUAAAAUUGCUGUUCUUGUUGCUUUUUGGGGGUGUUUUAACAGGAGAGAAAAUGUGUUAACGGAGAGAUUCUCACACUCGUGUGCUGUUAAAACACCUUUUUAUAAAUGCACAUUCCAUGGCUAAGAGUAAACCUAUUACGGCCCCAAAAUGAAGAAUUUAGAAUGAAAUGAUGCCAUCGUGAACAACACUGACAUUCCUGCGCAUUUCAUGGAAAUUUAAUGAUUAUUCAUUUAUUACUUUUAUGCAUUUUAUGCUAGAAUAGCAUACGGGCAUGUUCUUUUCUUGUUAUAACAUCUGCAGAAUCCCCGAGGGAUUGGUUGGUGCCCGAGCCAAUACAGAUGCAUUUCCAUUUAUUUAUACAUUUAUACAUAUUUUGACAAAUUGCUUUACACUGUUUUUGAUAUCUAUGCAUUUUCUUUUACCUGUUUUAACAAAUUUAUUUUUUUACAUAAAAUAUUCUUUUGUUUUUUUUGUUGUUGUUCAGCAAUUUUGUAUGACAUAUAUACACUGGCAUUUCAUUCCUAUUUUAGGUUUUUAGAGGUUACCAAUUCCUGUAUACCGGUAAGCAUUGUUCAAAAAACUGAGCAAAAAUCACAGUAGAGAUUGAAUAUUACAUUAUUUCUUUCCACUCAUCUUUCUCAGUUCAGUGAAUUUGUUGCUAUGGCUGCAGACAGAGUUUUAUAUUUACUGUAAUUGAUCUGUGAUAUUUUUGUACUGUACAUUCAUUUUCACCAUUUUAUAUUUAAUUGAUCUGUGAUAAAAAAAAAAUUGUACUGUACAUUCAAUUUAAGUAUAUGCCAUACAUUCUGAAGUGCAGUAAUUUAAUUCUUACAUUUUAUUAAAGUUUUCAAAUGAUAGUCUUAUUUUCCAAGUUUUAAUAAAUUAUUACAUUAUAUACAUUUAAUAUUUGUACAAUGUACUAGGACAAGGGUAUUUUUUGUAAAGCAAGCAUGAACAUGCUAUAUUUAAUAUUAUCAUUUCUAAUACAUAGAGCACUCACCUCUUCCCGCAAAUACAAAACCAUUUACCAUUGGUGGUUUCUAAUUCAGUUGUAUGUAUAACAUGAAUAUGGUCAUAAGAUUACACUUCUGUGAUGUAGUCCAAAGAAGUCCAAGAAUACCAAGAUCCUAAUUUUUCUAUUUUUGCACAAUUCUAUGUAGAAAAGAUGCUUUACUCAUACUUAAUUGCUAGAAUGCAUUCUGCAUGAAAUCAGAUGGUUUUCAUUGUUAUACUCAAAACAUGGCAAGUUUUACAGUUUGGAACCUAAGUAGUGUUUUAAUGUGUGGACAAGAGUUUUAGAGUGGUAGACAACUACUGACUUGCAUUUCAUGAAGAACUAUUUCUAUUUUUAUGCCCCCACACAUUUAUGUGUGAAGUAAAUAGUUUGGCUGAUGUCCAUAUGUCCGUCUGUCCCGAAAUCUUGUGUGUCCAACUCCUCCCACACUAUUAGAUUGAUUUGCUUCAAACUUUCACAGAUGAACAACCUUGAUGUACAUAUGACCAUAUAGGAAGGAUUUUUUUCUGUGACUAUUUUUAUUGCAGUUAUGGCCCUUUGAUAGUUUUUGCUAUAUGGAAUAUACAGAAAAGUUUUUGCUGUAUGGAAUAUCAAGAAAAGUUUUUGCUGUAUGGAAUAUAUGGAAAAGUUUUUGCUGUAUGGAAUAUAAAGAAAAGUUUUUGCUGUAUGGAAUAUACGGAAAAGUUUUUGCUGUAUGGAAUAUAAAGAAAAGUUUUUGCUGUAUGGAAUAUACGGAAAAGUUUUUGCUGUAUGGAAUAUACAGAAAAUCUCGUGUGUCCAAAUCCUCCAACACUAUUAGCCUGAUUUGCUGCAAACUUUCACUGAUGAACAAGCUUGAUGUACAGGUGACUAUAAAGGAAAGAAUUUUUUCUGUGAAUAUUUUUACUGCAGUUAUGGCCCUUUGAUAGUUUUUGCUAUAUUGAGGAUGGCACAGUAUGUGGGGGCAUCCAUGUCCUGUGGACACAAUUCUAGUUUUCUAGGUUUUUGUCAGUUUGUGGGAGCACUUUCAUGAAAAGUAGAUGCAGGAAAAAAUGGUGUUCUAUAAAGAUAUGCCAAUCAGAUCUGAGUUGAUCAUUUGUUUUAGGAAGCAAAGAAUGAACUGAAUUAGUGACCUUUAACCUAUAACAUCAGGAAUCAGUCUUUAUAACUGUUUCGCUUAGUGUUUGUUUCUUCGCUUUGUCUUGUUGAAGAAUGAAAUUUUCUGUAACCUUUAACAUACAGAUAUUUCAUCAAGAGAAAAAAUUAUCUGCUAAUUUUGUGAAAAAGGCUCUUGUUACAAUUUUGAUGCUCCAUAUAGUCGCUACCUUGUCAGUCUGUCCAUCUAUCUGUCACAUUUCUUGUCCAGAGGAUAACUAAAAAUAUUGAAGGUAUCAAGUUGUAACUUUAUACAAUGAUAAAGCUCAUUGAGAACCCAUUUUUGAAUCAUCUCCCUUUCUUUGAAAACCUUGUCCGGGGCAUAACUCGAAUAUUAUGUAAGUUAUUGACUUGAUACUUUACAUAUUGAUAGAGGUCAGUGAGAGGGAGUGCUGUGAGAAGGAACCAUAUCUUUAGGUGGUCCCAUUUUUUAAUUAUCUCCCUUUCUUUGAAAACCUUAUCCGGGGCAUAACUCGAAUACUAUGUAAGAUAUUGACAUGAUAGUUUACAUAAUAAUAGAGGUCAGUGAGAGGGAGUGCAUUGACAAGGAACCAUAACUCUUGGUGGUCCCAUUUUUGAAUUAUCUCCCUUUUUUGAAAACUUUGUGGCAUAACUCAAACAUUUCUUUCUUGAUAAUGUAUAUACCGGUGUUUGCUUUAAAUUCAUUUGGUGACCCUAGUUAAAGUCUGACAAGAAUACUGUCAUGCUACUUUCAGACAUUUAUAUAUUACAUUACACACAACUUCUUGUCACCUAACUUCAUCAAGUCUACACUUUAUUCUGCAAUAAAUAAAUUUGUUUUCAAAUAAAAUACAUGUUCUUCAUUUGUUAUAUUCCCACCUCACAGGUACAUUUCUUCUUAACACACAACCUCCCUGACUGAAAAGCCCCUUAUGCUACAGUGAUUUUAGGGAGCAUCGAUCAGUGUUACUAAUCAGCUUGUUUUAUGUUAAUUUUAUACCUGUGAUAUAACACUUACUUGUUAAACUGAUAUUAGUUUUAUACACAUUUUUAUAGAGAUAUUUUUGUACUUUAUUUUAUGUUUGGUUUACUAUAACUAUGAUUCUGUGGUGCCAAGAUUAGUAUCAUUUUUCCAUACUCCUGUAUAUUGUUUUGCAAUUACUUUUAUUUAUGAUUACAAUGUUUAUACUAGUUGAGACAAAGAAGUGUAUUUCCAGUAUAUGUUACAUGCUAAUAAUGUGUAAUAAUGUGUUUUUGGGCCCAAAGUGAGGUAUACAGUAAUCCCAUUGACUAGUCUCAACUUUGUUAAUCAGUCUGAAACAUGUAGGUAGGCAUGCAAAAUGAUCUUACAUGUCAGCCCGAGUAAGGCAGGUGUUUUCCCAACCCUAGAGAAGUGGACUAGCUAGCGCUUGGUUUUCCAUUUCACAUUAUCCCCUUGGGUUUAGGAAAACCCUGUCUUACACAGGCAAGCAUGUAAAAUCCGUACAGUCAUACAGUAAAAAAAUAUCAAAGGGUUAGUAGAAAAGACAAUGAAACUUUCACUGAAUGCCGAGGACAAAAAUUUUUAUUUAUUGAAUACCAUAAACUUGCAUAUAAAAAUGAGUUAAGGAAGAUUCAAUAUGCUACUCCAUUCUGAUAUUUAACAGCAUGUGGUAAAAUAUUUGCAUUUUAUUUGUAUUUAUGGUAAUGUUUUGUAUUGAUUUUUACAUUCUAACAUUUAGUUGAUUCAACAGGUGAAAAAAAAUAAAAUAGAACUUUA
Messenger RNA from Mercenaria mercenaria, 8990 nucleotides. Its product is annotated as TPR repeat-containing protein DDB_G0287407-like. Gene Ontology annotation, cellular component: Cul4-RING E3 ubiquitin ligase complex. Gene Ontology annotation, molecular function: protein binding; ATP hydrolysis activity. NCBI's taxonomy places the organism in Eukaryota, Metazoa, Mollusca, Bivalvia, Venerida, Veneridae. The coding region runs from base 1037 to 4888 and encodes 1283 amino acids. The transcript is spliced from 28 exons. The record is from RefSeq and is a predicted model, not a curated record.